AUGAUAAUGAUCCCUUCUUUUAUUCUGUGGGAUGUGGGAUCCUCGGUAUAUACAUAUGGAUCUCUCUUCAUUAUUGCCCUGGUUAUUUGGCAUGUGAGAAGGAGCCACCGAGGAUUAAGGUUGGGACCUAUCAAGAGCUGUACCAAGUGUUUCCGAAGAAUCAAGCAAAAGCCUAGCGAUAGAACGAUAAGAGUUAAGAAGAGGACAUCCAAGGAAGAAGCUGAGAAACUGCAGAAGCUGCUCUCUAUCAUGAAAAGUCAGGGCUGGCUCCCUCAAGAAGGAAGUGUGCGACGACUCCUGUGCUCAGAUCCCUCUUGCCCAAUCUGCAAUGCCAUGGCUCUGGAAAUUCAGCAGUUGCUGGGGGUUGAGAACAAAAAGAGCUCUUCCAGUCUACUGAGGCGAUCGUGUAGCUUUUCUUGCCUGGAGGCAUUGUCUCCAUCCAAAGUGUUGGUUGACCAGAGCUCAGAGCUCAGUUCCCAACACUCCAGAGACAUUUUAUUGCCACCCAGGCUCACACAGCCACAAUCAACAGAUCAGAAAUUGACUCUGUCGGCUCCUCUGUCCACCAGCAACACUGUCCUCCAGUGUUACCAUCCUGUUACUCAGCAACAGCAGGAACCUCAAGGGUCAAAUGCAUUCCAGGAUGUAAGCGGUCUGUCAUCUUCAAGUAUGGAUGAGCAUAGGGUGCCUGCAAACCAACAGAAGAGGAGGAAGAAAACCAAGAAACUUGUCUCGAAGAGCCAAGCUGCACCCUCAGAAGCUGAACUGGGAAACAAGAUGACGUUCUUUUCUCACUGGGUUAACCCUGAAGUGAAAUGUGACAGACCGGAGGAACCCAUUGUCUUCUCUAAGUCCGAGACAGGGGCCAAACCCAAGGCUGGAGAGCCCGAGAAGAGUUCUGCCGAAGUCCGAGCAGAGGGACCCAACGUGGAGAAACAUGCGAAAGAUCUCAAAGCCAAGCCUCUCCAUGCUAAGAGGAACAUUUGA
This is a messenger RNA of Mus pahari (shrew mouse), 987 nucleotides long. Its product is annotated as protein FAM205C. NCBI's taxonomy places the organism in Eukaryota, Metazoa, Chordata, Mammalia, Rodentia, Muridae. The record is from RefSeq and is a predicted model, not a curated record. The transcript is spliced from 5 exons. Bases 1 to 987 code for a protein of 328 amino acids.